CUUGGUCGUUGCUUACAACCAUGGCAGAACUCACUUAUGACACGCUUAUGGACGACCCGAACUACAUGGGCUCCGAGAGGGCCCGGAUGGAGAACAAGGUCAUCCUCGAUGAACUCGAACGAAAGAAAAAGGCGAGGGCUAUGGCAGUCCCCACAGACGAUAAUCGUGUCAAGGCUCGUCUUCGUGAAAUCGGAGAACCUAUCACUCUAUUUGGAGAGCGAGCUGCAGACAGACGCGACCGUCUCAUCUACGUUCUUUCCCAAAUCAAUGCUGCUCGAGGCGACGAUGCCAUGCAGGUGGAUGAGGAAUCGUCUGACUCGAGCGAGGAAGAGGAAGAAGAAUUCUACUCCCCCGGAUCGCUGGAGUUGCUUGAAGCUCGACGAAGACUCGCGGAGUUCUCUCUCCCUAGAGCUCAAAAGCGCGUCGCCCAGCAGCGGAUAGACAGCAAAUUACCCCUAGGGCGCCUCAUCGACAUCCGAAAACGCGUCUUCGCGGACGUGAAAAAUUUCACCAAUCUUGGGUCUCAAAUAGGGGAUGAACGGCCACUGUCGAUCGUUCGCUUUUCCCCAAACAACGAGAUGUUGGCGACCGGUAGUUGGUCCGGGUCCGUCAAGCUUUGGAAUAUGCCUUCGUGCACACCAAUAAAAACCCUACGAGGUCACGGUGAUCGCGUCGGUGGUCUUGCGUGGCAUCCACAAGCCACACUAUCCCAAAGCCCGGACGCAGUAAACCUUGUGAGUGGCGCAGGAGACGCUUGCGUUUGUCUUUGGUCACUUAACAGCGAGACCCCCAUUUCAGUGAUGAAAGGUCACCAAGAUCGGAUAUGUCGAGUUGCGUUCCAUCCGUCGGGUGACUACGUCGCCAGUGCUAGCUUUGACACGACUUGGCGGUUAUGGGAUGUUGCGACGUCAAAAGAACUCUUGUUGCAGGAGGGACACUCAAAGGAAGUAUAUACUGUGGAAUUCCAAGAUGACGGUGCCUUGGUUGCUUCUGCAGGUCUUGACGCUAUCGGGCGAGUAUGGGAUCUUCGAACAGGACGCACAGCUAUGGUCCUCGACGGACACGUUCAAGGCAUCCUCUCAAUGUCUUUCUCACCAAACGGAUACCAAAUCGCCACCGGUGCUUCCGAUGAUACCAUCCGAAUAUGGGACAUGCGAUCACUGAAAGCCCUUUACACCAUCCCAGCUCAUCUCAACAACGUGUCCGACGUCCGAUUUUUCCGCUCAGACGGUGCGAUUCCCUCCUGGCUCUCCUCCGCACAACCCAAGUCCGAACCCAUGAACGGCGUUGUUCCCACCACAACCACCUCCGCCACCACCACAUCGACUCCCGAACCCACAAAGGAAGGCUCAGCCACCCCAGCUCCCACCCCUUCUGGCACCACCACCUCAUCGUCUGCUGAUACUCUCGCACAAGAAUGGCGGUACAGACCAGGGCUGUAUAUGGCUAGUGCGGGGUACGAUGGUGUGGUGAAGCUGUGGAGUGCGGACGAUUGGCAGUUGUUAGCUACGUUGCAGACGGAUGGGAGUAAGGUCAUGUCGGUGGAUCUUUCGAGCGAUGCGAAGUUGUUGGCGAGCGGGACGUAUAACCGGAAUUAUCAAUUGUUCACACCGGCGAGCGCGUUGUAG
Messenger RNA from Stereum hirsutum FP-91666 SS1, 1628 nucleotides. RefSeq names its product U4/U6 snRNP-specific spliceosomal protein. The transcript is spliced from 9 exons. The record is from RefSeq and is a predicted model, not a curated record. Gene Ontology annotation, biological process: mRNA splicing, via spliceosome. Gene Ontology annotation, cellular component: U4/U6 x U5 tri-snRNP complex. The coding region runs from base 21 to 1628 and encodes 535 amino acids. Gene Ontology annotation, molecular function: U4 snRNA binding; U6 snRNA binding; protein binding. NCBI's taxonomy places the organism in Eukaryota, Fungi, Basidiomycota, Agaricomycetes, Russulales, Stereaceae.